CUGGCCUGCUUUAUCUUGAUCACUUUUUUGUAAAUUAACACACAAAAAACCAGAAAUAAAAUAUUAAUUCUGAUAUAUCAGUUUAAAAGGCGGUUUGAUAUGUCAACCGGAAAAGAAACAGCCGGCGAGGGUUUGGCCACCGGAAUACACAACAUAAUGAUCGAAGACCACGUGAAAGUCACGUGCUUCUCUGAAGUCUCCGAUGAUUUGACUCUUCACUUCCAGAUCAUUCGUCUUCCUAAUCAGAUAUAUGCGUGGAUUGGUUGCAACUCAGCGAAGUUUGGUCACUUGUAUGCUGCUGCUCCUACACGUCCUAACAAUACAGUCAGUGUUGCUUCCCUUCUUGCAGGUGCUUCUGAUAAUACAGGAUCUGGUAUUGCACGGCGAAUAGUUUUAAAGACCGGUCUUAACGUUAUAUUGGCAUGUAACAUACCAAAAGAGAACCCCAUGCUUGAGGUAAAUGCGGAGAAGAGGCUGGUGCAGAAGUUGAUUGAACUAGGUUAUGCAAAGCCUAAAUCUAAGGGAUUGUCUUCAUAGCAAAGUUCUUAAAGGCCAAGAUUAUGCAUGGUUAGCUACUUUGGCCUGGUAAUUUGGACAAAUGAUAAAUUCUUAAAUUUAAUAUGCAAGUGGUGGAUGUCAGCAGCCAUUGUAGUUCAUUGUUCGCUUGUGACUGCUUCCCUGACUCCUGCCUUGGGGGAUUUUGCUAUGUAUGAUGAUCAUUUCAAAUGGUUGCAUUAGUUUGUCAUAUACUAUGUUAAAUCUUGAAUUUAAAAUGUAGAUUAUGGUAAACAGUCUAUCAUGUUUACUUUUGUGGGGGAUUUUUUUACUGGGGCUUAAAAUAUGAUCUCGGUGAGCCUUGCAAGUUUUCUACUUGUUUACACUAUCUGUUUGCUUAUUA
Molecule: messenger RNA, 898 nt
Organism: Daucus carota subsp. sativus
Lineage: Eukaryota; Viridiplantae; Streptophyta; Magnoliopsida; Apiales; Apiaceae
Exons: 6
Coding region: 100-537 (145 amino acids)
Biological process (GO): proteasome assembly
Source: RefSeq, a predicted model, not a curated record